AUGAAGCUCACCCUCUCAGCCCUCACCCUCGCCCUCGCGGCCCUCCCCGAGCUCGCCUCGGCCGGGUUCGCGGCUUCUUGUUCUUGGUCCUGGCAGGAGCCAAAGUACGUGGUCGCCACUUGCGCCAAGAAGGACGGGACGCCCUGGCGGACGAGGCAGGACAUGAAUUUGUGUGUGGGGGUUGAUCAGUUAACUGGGAGGCUUGUUUCGAGGGAUACUGGCAACGCCUUCAUUGAAUGCUGGGACACGAGAAAGGACGGCAACACGGACCUCAAGUCUACGUGCUGGAACUGGCAUGAGGAGGAGGUGAGGGGGAAUUUGAAUAUUGAUGCGUUCAUGCAGAAUUUGGAUGGGUGGUUGUGGUGCCAUGGGCAUCGGAGCGCGCCUUAUUAGGGGGUAGGUGGAUGAUGGGUUGGAACCUAUAGAAGAGAUGUGUUUGGGCUCGAAGACGUCAGAUAUAUUCUAGGUUAUCAGUCGAGAUGUCUUAAUGAUGAUGAAUGUUACUGCGUUUGACUUGGUGGUGUUGUGACAUGGCAGUAUGUUUCUGUGCUGGCACAUUUCUUCCUUGCAGCGUUGAAGUGUCACUCUAAUGGUGGAAGCAAAUCAGCC
Messenger RNA from Podospora bellae-mahoneyi, 609 nucleotides. RefSeq lists its product as uncharacterized. Bases 1 to 393 code for a protein of 130 amino acids. The transcript has 3 exons. Lineage: Eukaryota; Fungi; Ascomycota; Sordariomycetes; Sordariales; Podosporaceae. The record is from RefSeq and is a predicted model, not a curated record.